AGCAGAGAGGAAUGAAAGGGGAGGACAUGGUAUAAUGAUACUAAAAUGUUGCAGGACAUGGGGUGUGAUGAGAAUAAGUGGCUGUAGCAUUCAAAUGCACCUAAACGAGUUUGGAAUUGAAUCUACACUGUAGGACUACAGAAGCAACACUUUUAAAUCAGUUGGUUCAUCAAAUACCAUAUACAUCACAACCUUAAAAAUAUAGCAGAAAUAUGUUGGUUUUGGGAAUUCUAGUUUAUAACUCUAUCACAGUAAAAAUCCAGAGUAAAAGUACUUAUCUAAGCAAUGCUGUGUACAUUGUGAUGCACACUCUGAAAUUGGUGCUGGAAAAUUGCACUAAAAUUAUAUAUUUCUUAUCCCUUUGGCAAGAGGAACCCAAGUUUGUUGUAACAGCUAUAUGUAGGUGCAAUUUUUUUUCCUAUUCCUAGAGCUGGAAAGUAGUUAAGUACAGAAGAAAUUAACUGAUGUCAGUGUUACACUUAAGGACUGAAAUAAUUGAUUUCAGUGGUAUAUAAAAUCUAUUGUGCUGAUAUUUUUUUUUUAAUUGCACAGAGUUGAAGAAAUACCAGCUCACAAAUCUGGAUUACUUCUGUACAUUCAGCACUUCAGUCUUUUCCCAUGUCUCUGCUUCAGGCCUAAGUGUUAUCAUUACCUCAGACUGAUAGCUGAUAACUCAAACGUCUUAGUCUGUUUUGUUUUUUUUGUAUCCCUUAUCCACUUUUUCCACCAGGCAAAGUAAAGCCAAAUGUUACUGCAAAGGUGAAAUAACGAAGAUGCUUUAUGAUAAGAAAUCUGGCACCAAUAUGUAGCUCAAAACAUCUUAUGAAGUGAGUAAAUGGAAGUUAUAUUCAAGAUAUUUGGGUUUUUUCCCCAAGGAUCUUCUCUGCUACAUUUUUCCUGGAUCAGGAAUCAUAUUCUCAAGAAUGGGAAAAAGUUCUGUCAGGAUAAACAAAAACGUAGCAUUUUGGAGUACAUGUGCAAGCAGGUUUUGGCAGCCACUAAGGAUUUCCUAAAGAUAUACAGAAUAAAAUACAAUUUAAGUAAGGAAAAGAACUUCUACACUAUGAAUCACAUACAUACACCUUGAUAACACUCAGUUGCAAGUUAAUUUUAUGAACCGUGGCUGAACGGAGCUUAAAGGGCCACAGAUGAAAGAAAGAACAUGAACUUUUCUGAAGGUGUGAGAUGUGUCUGGCAGUGACCUCCUUACCUCAGUAAUAAAGAAGAGUUUUUCUACAGGAGCUUAGGAUAUCUUUACUCCAGCUUCUUAAUAUGCUAACUGGAAUGGUGCUCUGACAACAAUUCCCCAUAAUAAAGCACUUACCCUACUACAGAACAGUAUUUCUUUCUCUACUGAUAAUGUAACUCAAUGGCGGAAAAUAAUGUUUUGAUAAGCAUGCCUGAAGAUCGUUCCUUUCACGUGCGAUACAGGAUGGAGGCUUCCUGCCUGGAGCUGGCUCUGGAAGGCGAGCGCCUGUGCAAGGCAGGAGAUUGCCGGGCUGGAGUGUCUUUCUUUGAAGCAGCUGUCCAGGUUGGAACUGAAGAUUUACGAACGCUGAGUGCUAUUUACAGCCAGCUGGGCAAUGCCUAUUUCUACCUGCAGGAAUAUGCAAAGGCCUUGGAAUACCAUCACCACGAUUUAACUCUUGCAAGGACAAUUGGAGAUCUACUGGGAGAAGCUAAAGCUAGUGGGAACCUGGGCAACACCUUAAAGGUACUUGGGAAUUUUGAAGAAGCUAUCGUUUGCUGUCAGAGACAUCUGGAUAUUUCCAGAGAACUCAAUGAUAAGGUUGGAGAAGCAAGAGCACUGUAUAAUUUGGGAAAUGUAUAUCACUCUAAAGGGAAAAAUGUAGCUAAUGCUGGGACUCAUGAUCCAGGGGAACUUCCAGAUGAUGUGAAAAAUGCUUUACAGAAAGCUGCAAAAUAUUAUGAGGAAAACCUGUCAAUAGUAACAGAGCUGGGUGACAGAGCAGCACAAGGACGUGCCUUUGGAAAUUUGGGAAACACACACUAUCUUCUGGGCAACUUCAGGAGUGCAGUUUUAGCCCAUGAACAGCGUCUCCUAAUUGCAAAAGAAUUUGGUGAUAGAUCAGCAGAAAGAAGAGCAUACAGCAACCUUGGAAAUGCCUACAUAUUCCUGGGGGAAUUUGAAACUGCUGCUGAAUACUACAGGAGGACGCUGCAGCUGGCUCGGCAGCUGAAGGACAGAGCUGUGGAAGCGCAGGCCUGCUACAGCCUGGGGAACACCUACACCCUGCUCCAGGACUAUGAGAAAGCAAUUGAUUAUCAUCUCAAACACCUUGUGAUUGCUCAGGAGCUACAUGACAAAAUUGGGGAAGGAAGAGCAUGCUGGAGUUUAGGGAAUGCUUACACUGCUCUGGGAAAUCAUGACCAAGCCAUCCAUUUCGCAGAAAGGCACCUGGAGAUUUCAAGAGAGGUAGGAGACAGAAGUGGAGAACUCACUGCCAGACUUAAUCUCUCAGAUCUUCAAAUGGUUCUUGGAUUAAGCUACAGCACAAACAACUCCAUGAUGGCAGAAAGCCAUGCAGUGGAAAACAGUUUGAAUGGUGGCAGACCAAGAGGACGCCGUUACAGUAUGGAGAACAUGGAACUUAUGAAAUUAACUCCAGAAAAGGUUCCGAACUGGAACAGUGAGAUUCUUGCUAAACAGAAACCACUGGUUGCCAAAACUUCAGCAAAACUUCAUUUUGUAAAUCGACUGAAAGGCAAAAAGUACAAAAACGGCACCACCUCCAAAGUUUUGCAGGAUGCCAGUAACUCCAUUGAUCAUCGACUUCCAAACUCUCAGAGGAAAAGCAGCCGUGAGACAAUGGCAGACGAAGGGUUCUUUGAUCUGCUGAGUCGGUUCCAGAGUAACAGGAUGGAUGAUCAGAGGUGCUGCUUCCAGGAGAAGAACAGACUCUCAGCUCCUUCAGUGGCAACAUCCUCUACUCCACCUAAAACGAUGAUAAAAUCCUUUUCCACGUCCGUGGUGUCCCCGCACACGGACGAGUUCCUGGAGCUGCUGGCGAGCUCGCAGAGCCGGCGCCUGGACGACCAGCGCGCCAGCUUCAGCGAGCUGCCCGGCCUGCGCCUGCGGCAGCGCGGCAGCCAGGCCCUGCUGGGCCACCUCGUGGCCAGCAGCAACAGGGACCUGGAUGACGACUUCUUCGACAUACUGAUUAAAUGCCAGGGUUCCAGACUGGACGAUCAGAGAUGUGCUCCUCCAGGAGCUGCCAAAGGCCCCACUGUACCAGAUGAGGAUUUUUUCAGCCUGAUUUUGCGCUCACAAGCGAAGAGAAUGGAUGAGCAGAGAGUCCACUUACCCUCAGCUAUAAAGGGCUCCAAUUCCAGCUGAAGACCCCAGAAGUAUGUACAGCAGCAGCCUAGGGAUCAUUCUGGUUUGCUGGAAAAGCACACUUGCCUUUUUUAAGAUGACUACAAUUAGUAGCCCUGUCUCCUUUCUCCUGAUUUUUCACAGAAAUAGCAGCAGCAUCACACUGGUGAGCAGUAGUUACAGAGCUGCCCCUGCUCUUGCAUUUGGCAGCUGCUUUCAGAGCAGUGUCUGAGGUACUGGUACUGUGUCCCCUCUUAUCUGCCUCUAGUCUAUCAAAAUUAUUACGACAAUUUUUUUCCUCUAUCAGUUCUCUCAUUCCUCAUUAGUGGAUUUUACCACUGUCUCAGUCUAGUGAAAGAUUUAAAUUUUUAUGUUCUUUUUAAAGAAAAUUUGAUUUUUUUCCCCUGAUUUGUACUUCCUGAAAAAAAAGUUCUGUUUUCUUUUAUACUUUUUUAAAAAAAUAAUUUAAAAAAAAAGAGAAGAAGUAGCUUUAGUAUUAGACUCUUUGCAGAAACACAGUUUGGAAGAAACAAUAAUUUCUAUAAAAAAAUUAAACCAUAGUUUUAAUUCUGUUUAAUAAAAAAUAGUUUUUUCAAGCA
Messenger RNA from Haemorhous mexicanus (house finch), 3936 nucleotides. It is a transcript of the gene GPSM2, whose product is annotated as G protein signaling modulator 2. Bases 1370 to 3358 code for a protein of 662 amino acids. Gene Ontology annotation, molecular function: protein binding; GTPase regulator activity. The record is from RefSeq and is a predicted model, not a curated record. Lineage: Eukaryota; Metazoa; Chordata; Aves; Passeriformes; Fringillidae. The transcript is spliced from 16 exons.